This is a messenger RNA of Hydractinia symbiolongicarpus, 6204 nucleotides long. RefSeq names its product ras-specific guanine nucleotide-releasing factor 2-like. Gene Ontology annotation, biological process: Ras protein signal transduction; positive regulation of GTPase activity. Gene Ontology annotation, molecular function: guanyl-nucleotide exchange factor activity. Gene Ontology annotation, cellular component: plasma membrane. The record is from RefSeq and is a predicted model, not a curated record. The transcript has 25 exons. Lineage: Eukaryota; Metazoa; Cnidaria; Hydrozoa; Anthoathecata; Hydractiniidae. Bases 139 to 5205 code for a protein of 1688 amino acids.
AUUAGCAGGACCUCUUAAAACAAUGCCACUGAGUUUUUAACAUAAAUUAGAUGCUAAUAGUGACACUUUACUUUCUUAGGAAACAAUAAAAUGACAUGCUGCAUGUAAGACCUGAAAGUGUGAUGAAGUGUAAAGAAGAUGAAGUUCAACGAGCAGCAGAUUCUCCAUCUUGCAGUUUGGGCCAAAGUAGCUGCACAUAAACAUGGGUACUUAUACAAGAAAAGUGGCAAAAAGAACACUCUGCCUGACCAUGCUGCAGUGCGCUGGCAAAAGAGAUGGUGUGUUGUGUAUUUUAACAUGUUUUUUUACUUUGAAAAUCACAACUCAUUAAAACCUCAGGGUGUAGUAUUCCUAGAAGGAGCAAAGAGUGAAGUUGUUCAAACAGCAGAUAAGGAUAUGUUUUGUUUCACCAUUGGAAUUCCAACAGAUGAUCAACGUCAAUUUCUCUUUGGAUGUGAAUCUGAAAAGGAACAAUUAGCAUGGAUUUUGGCAGCCUCUGCAACAUGUGGAGAAGAGUUGGUCAAGGAGAGAAAAAACAGCGAAAUCAAAAUGGCUGAGUUGGUAGAGCAGGUGCAGGUGUUGAAAGAUGAAAAGGAAAGAUUGCGACAAGAUUUAUCAAAUCAAUGGUCACAAGUGACAAGGUUAAAACAAGAGUUGAGUAGUAUUCGUGAAAGAAGUAACAGCAAAAUUGCAAGGUCGAUCAGCGAAACUGCAAAAACAUACACAACAUCGAGUUCAAUAUCAGAAAUGAAAGAAAAAGAAUAUUCUGCUUCAGACAUAGCUAAACUUGCAAAGCUCCAAGCAAAAGUUCGCUCGUGGUUAACAAGUAGACGAUGGAAUGGUUUCAUAAAAUCAUACAUUCAAUCAUUUGGUGCAUCAAAUCUUAACAAAAGAAACAAACUGCUUUUACAAUUUAUCGCUACAGAAGAAGAUUACUUGCAACAAAUGAAUGUGUUAACAUCAACUUUUCUUGCGCCAAUGAAAAAAGUAGCAUAUUUUCAUAACGCUGCUAUAACCACUGACGAGCUAAAGAAAAUAUUUUGCAACAGUGAAUCUAUUUUGGUGCUGCACCAAGUGUUCAUGAAAGGUAUGGAAGUUCGGAUGAAGAAUUGGCCAGCUAUUCAAAUAGAUGACAUUCUAUUCGCUGUGGUGACCGUAGUGCCCAUAUAUAUCGAAUAUAUAAAGAAUAUAGCCACAGCAUUUAAGACUCUGGCUGAAUGCAAGAGGCGUCCUGAAUUUGUGAAGCAGUUGAGAUGGUAUGAGAGCAAAUCGGAGUGCAAUGGUCAAACUGUGGAGCAGUUCUUGCACUAUCCCAUUCGUGUGAUUCCGAAUUAUAUUCGUAAUAUUCACGACAUCCUUGAAGUAACGCCAGCCGACCAUGUGGAGCGGAAAGCAUUGGAAAUAAUUUUAGAGAAGUUGCAGGAGGCGCAGACCUACAACCAUUUUCUGGAUGAAGGUGAAAACCUGCGACACACGCUGGAAAUUGAAAGGUUGAUCGAAGGCGGAUGCCAUCUUUUACUGACAGAAAAUCAAAAGUUUGUUCGUCACGGAGUAUUAAAGCAACUUGGUGUGGACUCGCGUUUUGCUUCGUUAAAGAAAGAGAAAGUUCGGCAUUGCUUUCUUUUCAGUCAUCAUCUUAUCAUCGCAUCAAGAACUGUAGAUGGCAGACUGCGACUUUCAAAACAUUGUGGUUCAAUUCCUCUCUGCAUGGCAACAUUGGAAGAGGACGUCGUGAAGUCCUCCUACCCAGAACACAUGAACAAUCGAGCCUUCACACUCAACAUCAACGCAUGCGGUAAUGAGUCAGUCAGUGAACCAUAUUCCGUGACGCUAAUGGCGACAAAGGCUAUUGAGAAGGCCGUUUGGACAUCUGAUAUUAGUCAGUGCAUUUAUAAUUUGGCACUUGAAGAAGACAGCAUCAGCGAUGAAGAAGUAAGCAAAACUCAACCAGACUGCAGUGUGAAACACGAUGAAGAAACCAGAGAUGUUUUACUUUUCGAUGUAAAACAAGAAGAGUAUACAGUGUUGCCUCUUAAAGAUGACGCACGGCUACGCGAAGAUUCUCACGACAUCAAGUAUGGCGACGAAUUGGUUGGUCCUUACCACCUCCCGCAGAUCAUGCACGGCAGUGUCGAUCGCCUUAUUGAACGAUUAUCAGAUCCAAGACUUCCAGGCGCCGACUUUAUGGAGACGUUUUUGUUGACGUACCGAGCUUUUACGAGUGGUAAGGAAGUGAUGGAAGGGUUGAUAAGCGCUUACUGGAAGGUGAUGGGUGGUCGACCUUCGCCACCAAAAGUUGAUUCGCCAGACAGAAAAAAAUUAGCUGUGAGUCGUGUGAGUCGUGUUCGGAGCAUUCUUAGUACGUCGAGCUUUUCAUCGAUGGAAGAUUUGGAAGCUUCGUUUAACUCCUCCGCAUCUCCAUUCGCUUCCACUACUGUAUUCAACUAUAACACGCUAAAAGAACAUUUAAAUUCGCCGGCGAAAAAAGCUGCAGCCACCACAAAGUGGUGCGCCGAUUCUGCUGCUGUGAACAGCGAAACAGAGAGCCUAUCAUCCCAACCACUGCGGAGGAGUGCCUCGGCCUGUAAUGUGUUUAUCGAGCAAACGAACGCAACGGAGAAAAUUUCUCGUUCUCAAAGUGUAGAGGUCAUCGCCCAACCACAGGUCGAUCAAACGUCGGAAAAUGAUAACUCUCCGAAUACAUUCGCCAAAUGCCGUUCUUGUGAUGUGUUGGCUGAUGGUUUUCCUACCGACGACACUGCUACGAGAAUUAUUCGUGUAUCGCAUUUAAGCGACACCACAAAACGAACAGAAAACUCGCCUACUAUAAACGACUUUUUAAUUUCAGGCGCUAGUAAUGCCGGUGAAGAAAAAGACAACGAUGUUUCGAUGGUGGUAUCAGAGUUUGAUAGCUCGUGUAACUAUGACACUAACUCAAAUAAAAAUACAAGUAUGCAAGUACAAAUUGACGAGCAAAGUUUUACGCAACGCAACGGUACUGUGCAGUUAGAAGACUUAGUUGAACAAGACUGUUACGACGAGUUGGAUGAGCGAGAUGAAGAAAAGGAUGUAAGUUCGGAACUGAACGAUGAAAGAGUUUCAAUCAGCACGAAAUCCGAAAGCAUGUCUGGAAUAUCAGAUGAAUUUAGUAGAACGAACAGUAACGCUAGUCAUAUCGGAAUUACUGAUGAUCUGAAUCAAUCAAGUACGUUUGAUAAUACAGACAGCUCCGUCGAUCUAGAUUGUACAAGUACUCUUGAUAGCGUACAGUCUAUUGAAAGUACUCUGGACAUUACAGUUGACAGGCGAUCGGCUACUGUGCUAGUUCCGCACAGUCACAGCGAUGAAGUGAUCUGUAAGAAACGAAGCACGUCCGAGCUGAACUUGCCAAGCAAAAGCAACUCGCUUGACCAAAAGAAAGCCUUUACUUCGCCAUAUUUUCGAAGAAAGAAGAAGGAGAAGAAGAAGAAAGAAAAGGACGGCAAACAUCGCUCGGCGUCAGAUCCAAAUAACGAUAUGCCCGUUCUGUUGAACAUAAAAAAUCGUCGUACUGGUGUAAGUUUUAAUAGGUCGGAAUCUUAUUACGACACGACAAAUGAGGUGCACGAAGAAGAAUCGCCUGACGUUGACAACGACAUAAAAUUUAGAAGAAAACCGCUCUCCUCCACGUCGAGUUUACCCAUGUCUCCUUCUGUUCCCACUAUUCACGUUAAACAGCCUUCGCCAGACGGGACUCCGAAAAGAAAACGCUCUAUCUUUUUAGGCUCGUUCCACAGCCCGUUCAAAAAGGGUGGAUUAAAACGUUCUUCAUCGGAACAGGCUCUAUCUAUAACAGAACAACUAAAAAGAGGGUUAAGAUCGAACUUAAGUACUAGCACGAUUAGUCUUGAAGAAAAACAUGGCAGAACGUCUUCAAAUGGUAGUGUAACCGCACUUGCUGUAGAUAGUAAAGACGUUAAAGCCAUAGAUGCUGACGCAAUGAGUAUACAAAGCAUGCCGGGAGAUAAUUUAAACAUAUCAAUUAAAGGUGAUCGCACGUUUGGUAAAAAGAAGAAGAUAAAAACACCUAUAAAACAUUUAAGUAUGUUCAGUCCACCAAAGGAAGCGAGCCGACCCACCAGGCGAAAGACGUCCGUGUUUGAGCAGGGACGGCCUCCCGCCGCGAUGAGGAAAACUGUUUCCGUCAAUCGUGGACCUUUGAAAAUCAUGAGUAUUUUUAAACAUUGGUUGGCGAAGCAUCCGAAGGAUUUUAUCGAAGACCCUGAGAUGAUUACGGGCUUGCAUGAUUUUUUUAACGACAUCAAAGCAGACACGCGCACGCUUCCUGUGGUGAAAGAAAUCGUAGCUAGCCUGGAGAAAUCGCUUGUCGCACAUCGCAAAUCUAUGGCAACCGUUCACCCAUUUGACGAGUUGUUGCUACAGCAACACAAUACAGAACAACAAAACGAUGUCAACCACAAUCUCGGCAUGAUGGAGAUAAAACCGCUGGAGACUUAUUCGUAUCAACUUGUUGCAGAGAAUAUGACCCUCCUCGAGCACUAUCUAUACGCUAAAAUCUCCUUCAAUGAGUUUGUUUGUUGUCAGUGGACGAAAAAAGACAAAGAGAUAAGGGCUCCUGGCAUUAUGAAGUUUAUUAAAAGGUUUAACCAGGUGACGAACAUGAUCAGUUACAAUGUCGUCCACGGCGAGUCUCCGCAAAAAAGAGCAUCCAUGAUUGGAUUUUGGAUACGCGUCGCUGCGCACUGUCGUGAUUUGAACAGUUUUAAUGCUAUUAUGGAGAUAGUAAGUGGACUGAACGCCAGUCCCGUGCACAGGUUAAAGAAAUCCUGGGAACUAGUGCCUAGACCUUUGAGAGAAGUGUUUACCGACCUCGGGACGUUAGUCAGCGCUGAUCGUUCAUUCAAACAACUACGCGAAGCUGUUCAUAUGUGCAACCCUCCAUGUGUACCAUAUCUUGGUAGUUACCUAUCCGAUCUACUGUUCGCACAUGAAGGUGGAAAAACUCUCAACGAAGAUGGACUUGUCAAUUUCGCAAAAAUGUGCAGGAUCUCAAGGAGCAUGCGCGAGGUAAAGUGCUACCAGCAGCUGCCGUAUACUUUAAACUUGGAUAGAGAGGUAUCGUUUGCGUUGGUAAAUUUUAAUAAAUCCGUUAAUGAAGAUAUGUUAUACGAACAAUCUUUACUCGCUGAGCCAAGAGGUAGCUGAUAUUCUAUGGCCAAUAAAAAUUUAGUCUUACACGACUGUUUGAUAUUGUUGAUAUUGAUAUGUUGUUUUCCGUAAUCAAAAUAGCGACUAGAGUUGUGAGUUUGGCGUAUACUUAUCGCUGUUUAACAGCUUUUUUUACUUUUCCAAAUGUUUAAUUCGUCAAGUUUUCGAAAAUACGUCAUCUGCGAUCAUUUUUGUAAAAGACGCAAGUUUUUUUUCAAUGAAAGUAACCAAAUACACUGCGGACUUUGUGUGGUGCAUAUCCCACCCCACAGGAGCCCUCACUUCUAAGGAGGGAAAUUUUGAAAUGGAGCAAUGUCUAAUUUAAAAUCGGAGGCCCACGCCCUCUUUCGAAUAUAUUUUUUACAAACCUUUUUUAUCAAUAUGUAUGUUUUAUACGAAGAAAAUAUUUUUAUCAUAAAGUUUAUACUGGCUAACAUAAAUUAACGCCUUUAUCUAUAAAGCUUGGUUUCCACCAACAAAAAAUUGUUUAACAAAGAGAUAUUGCACAACAUAAGUACGAAUAUUACGGAAACCGAGUUUUUGGUAGUGUCAACGGAAGGUUUUACGACAAUUUUUCAUACGUUGUAAUUAUUUCUUGCAUAAUUUCACAUCAUAUUUUCUUGAUUAUGAGAGGUCAGAUAAUUUAUUUACUUUUAAAAAUUAUAUGAAGCCGAAGAAGAAGCUAUCACAACCUCGUCCCAGGUAUGUGUGAAAUAAAUAAAAAAUAAUAAAUGGGGACUAGGUUUUGCAUUUGCACCAAUAUUUUUUAAACAAAUAUUAUAUGAAAGGUUUAUAUAUAUAUAUAGGGUAUACAUAUAUAAAUAUAAAAGAGAAGGAACAACGCACUAGGUAAGUACCAUUUUUUUAAAUAACUCAUAAAAGCUUGGAAUGGAAUUAAUUUAAAAUGCAAACGAAUUUCUACAUCUAUAAUUGUAAAUAUCUUUAUUGACUAUAUAUAUUUUAUAUAUUAUGUUUAAAAGAUGGAUUUUUUUUCAA